AAAAAAGAAAUCUUUUUUUUUCUUUAUUUAGAUUUAACGAUAUGGCGUUUUGAACCACAAUCCGCAAUUGCAAAUGCAGUAAUGUUUGAUCGAAGAUCUGGGAUUACUUGUGAAGAAUGCCUACAGAAUUGCAUUAAUCAUCAGGAUGAACGUUCGAUUUGGGUUUGUCGCACGUUAACCUAUGAUAACCGAUGGCAAAUUUGUGAUUUGUAUGCUGUUAUUGGUACUGCUUAUCCUCAAUAUUUGAUCGAUUACCCCGGUCGUGAUUAUUUUGAGUAA
Enterobius vermicularis (human pinworm) is the source of this 279-nucleotide messenger RNA. NCBI's taxonomy places the organism in Eukaryota, Metazoa, Nematoda, Chromadorea, Rhabditida, Oxyuridae. The record is from the annotation of a GenBank genome assembly.